This is a messenger RNA of Exophiala aquamarina CBS 119918, 633 nucleotides long. RefSeq lists its product as uncharacterized. The transcript is spliced from 2 exons. The coding region runs from base 1 to 633 and encodes 210 amino acids. Gene Ontology annotation, cellular component: ribonuclease P complex. The record is from RefSeq and is a predicted model, not a curated record. Gene Ontology annotation, biological process: tRNA 5'-leader removal. Lineage: Eukaryota; Fungi; Ascomycota; Eurotiomycetes; Chaetothyriales; Herpotrichiellaceae.
AUGGCCCAGGCAACUUCAAAUCCGACUUUCAUAACGGAUGACGUCCAAGAAUCAUUCCACGAUCUUCUUGAAUACGUAGACCUAAUACAACUGGGGUCACCAAGGGUUCAAAGCAUGGACCAAGUCGAUCCUUUCAUCAGUCGCUACUCGGUUCCUGACGAUCUUAGUGAAAAGGAGCUUGAGAAGCAGAAUGUUAGAGUACUGAGGUGGGAGGGGCUAAUAUCUGCACAGUGGAUGUUGACUUUGCUUUAUGCACUGAUAACGCAAAGUCGAUUAUGCGACUCGGCUAGUCUUACGAAGCAGCAUCAAUGGCUGCUUAUAACGGCCACUACGCACAAGAGAGCAUGUAAAGGAGGAGCUGAUGGCUAUAAAGUCCUCCUCCAGCCAAAUCCUGACAUGGCGACCUCAACGCAGGUUGAUGAAGACGCAAACCACAGCGAAGGUCCAGAGGCAAUAGUACCAGAUCGGGUUGGAAUGUCGUGGUCAUCAGCUAAUCUCGAGUUCAUCGCCCAAGGAGAAUCGGGGAUUCCGUCGGAGCUUCCGAAGCAAAGCCAGCGGCUGGUAACUGGAAUUAGCUCAGGGUUUCAACGAUUUCUCUGCGCAGAGUACGUCAACGGUGUUAGCUGUCCUUAA